Adineta ricciae is the source of this 195-nucleotide messenger RNA. The record is from the annotation of a GenBank genome assembly. Lineage: Eukaryota; Metazoa; Rotifera; Eurotatoria; Adinetida; Adinetidae.
GCACGUGAAUAUUCAAGAGUUGAUGCACCAUUGACACUAUCACUAUUAGUAUCAGUUACUGUUUGUAUUAUCAGUGUUGGUGCUGAAGACGUAGAAGAAGACGCUGGUGCUGAAGACGUAGAAAAAGAUGCUCGUGUUGAAGAAUUGUUCGAAUUUAAUACUUCAUCAGCCGAAUAUUCAUUUAUGGUUGAUUGA